Messenger RNA from Trichobilharzia szidati, 2029 nucleotides. The record is from the annotation of a GenBank genome assembly. Lineage: Eukaryota; Metazoa; Platyhelminthes; Trematoda; Strigeidida; Schistosomatidae.
GUUCUCCCAGUGACGACGCGGGACAACAGUUUCAGUUUUCCUUGUCCAGUUGUCAUGUCCUCUUUCGGUGCGGCCAAGGUGGCUCUAGCGCGCCUGACAAGAUUAAAUACAUGCGUGCUUAAACAAAUUGGAUGCAGACUUCUAUCGACGUCCCACGUCCAAAAGGCUGGAUCCCCUGAAUUCUCCAGUAUUUUGGAGGAACGAAUUUUAGGGCAAACUCUGCAAACAAACUUAGAGGAAACUGGGCGCGUUUUAAGUAUUGGUGAUGGUAUUGCUCGCGUCUAUGGCCUGAAAAACAUACAAGCGGAAGAGAUGGUGGAGUUCUCGUCCGGUCUCAAGGGUAUGGCUCUUAAUUUAGAACCCGACAACGUCGGUGUGGUCGUCUUUGGUAAUGAUAAACUUAUUCGUGAAGGCGAUAUCGUCAAAAGGGCAGGAGCGAUUGUUGACGUACCUGUUGGUGAAGAAUUACUUGGUCGGGUAGUUGAUGCUCUAGGUACACCAAUUGAUGGGGCCGGCGCAAUCAACACUAAGACAAGACAGCGUGUUGGGGUUAAAGCCCCUGGUAUCAUACCCCGCAUUUCUGUCCGCGAGCCAAUGCAAACAGGAAUUAAAGCUGUCGACAGCCUUGUUCCCAUUGGUCGAGGUCAACGUGAACUUAUCAUCGGAGAUCGUCAGACGGGUAAAACAGCUAUUGCUGUAGACACCAUUAUUAAUCAAAAGCGUUUCAACGAAGCAGCGGAUGAAAAGAAAAAACUAUAUUGUAUUUACGUUGCCAUCGGACAAAAACGUUCAACAGUUGCACAGUUGGUCAAACGACUUACUGACUCAGAUGCCAUGAAGUAUACAAUUAUUGUAUCCGCAACAGCUUCUGAUGCAGCUCCUCUUCAGUAUCUAGCUCCGUAUGCGGGAUGUGCAAUGGGUGAGUAUUUCCGUGAUAAUGGGAAACAUGCAUUGAUCAUAUAUGAUGAUCUGUCAAAGCAAGCAGUUGCUUAUCGACAAAUGUCAUUGUUAUUACGAAGACCUCCAGGAAGAGAAGCCUAUCCUGGUGAUGUGUUCUACUUGCAUUCACGAUUGCUUGAAAGAGCUGCUAAAAUGAAUGAUUCAUAUGGAGGAGGUUCACUAACAGCUCUUCCUGUCAUUGAAACUCAGGCUGGUGAUGUAUCUGCAUAUAUUCCAACCAAUGUCAUAUCUAUUACCGAUGGACAAAUAUUUUUGGAAACUGAAUUAUUCCACAAAAGUAUUCGACCCGCUAUAAAUGUUGGUCUUUCUGUCAGCCGCGUUGGUUCUGCAGCUCAAACUAAGGCAAUGAAGCAAGUUGCUGGUCGCAUGAAAUUAGAACUUGCUCAGUAUCGAGAAGUAGCCGCUUUCGCUCAGUUCGGUUCUGAUUUAGAUGCAUCAACUCAAUCCUUGUUAAAUCGAGGUGUACGAUUGACGGAACUCUUGAAACAAAAUCAGUAUGCUCCAAUGGCAAUUGAACAACAAGUAGUCGUAAUAUAUGCUGGUGUUCGAGGACAUUUAGACAAACUGGAUCCAUCUAAAAUCGUUCUUUUCGAACAAGACUUCCUCAAAUAUGUAUUGGCAAACCAUCAGGAUCUGUUGAAAACUAUUCGUGAAGAUGGAGAACUCAAGCCACAAACUGAUGAAAAAUUAAAGAAGAUUGUUGUCGAUUUCAUAGCUGGAUAUCAAGUGUCUGCAUAGGCAAUCAGAUAGUAGUACUUUUUCAUCAUAUUACUUACACUUCCGUCAGCAGUUUUAUGUACUUAGUAUUAUGAACAAUAAAAAUCUUUCAAAACCAAUGUUUCGUGUAAUUAGAUUAGUUUCCUUACUUACAAAGAAAACAUUGAGUCAGACAAAUCAGGUUCUCCGGGAAAUUUAUUUCUAUCUGGGGUUCUCAUUUCCAAACAAUGGGAACUACCAGAUACUAAGAAAAUCCACAAAACUGGAAAUGUUCCUUGUUCUUAUUAGAGAUUAGGAUUUGAAUAUGUUAUGGGAGUCAUUAUUCACCGAUUUAAUACUUCGUAAACAACAG